AUGAAUAAUAUAUAUCCUCUCUAUGAAAAUAUAAGUGAAAAUGAUAAAAAUUUAAUUUCAGAAAAUUUAAAAAACAUACUCAGCAAUUUUCAAGAUAAAAAUAAAAAUUAUGUUUCCGAAUUUGUUGUUGUCAGUAGAACAAGAUUUUUUAAAUCUAUUGACAACGAUGGAGAAUUUUUACUGUUGCAGUCUGCUUCUCGUAUAAUAAGCAGUUAUGAAAAUGUUUUACGGUUAUUACAUAAAGCAAGAGUAUACUUGGAAUUUGUUGGGUGUUUAAAAUUGAAUGAUUAUGAUUUAAAUAAUAGCAAAAAAUGUGAAGAAGAUAUUUUAAAGUUUAUUAAUUACUUAGAGUCAAAAAAGAAGAAGUAUUAUCAUCAAAUGUGUGGCAUGCUGAUACAGCUUAUAAUAACUUCUCUAAAAAAAAGUAAUAAAUCUAAUGAUAGUAAAUCAAACGAAAAUGAAUUCGAAAAACGAAAUAUUUUUGAUAGUUACAAAAAAAAAAAUACUACAAACUAUGAAAAUAUUCAUGAUUCUACUUUGAAUGAAGCAAAUAAAAUAAAGGAAAAUAUUGAUACAUGGGAAACCAAUUAUAUAGUUGAAAAAAGUGUUAUUGAACCUUUUGAUGAAUUAGAAGAAUAUGGUGAUUAUCUAUAUGAAGUUUUAAAUCAAAUAGAUAGUAAAUCAUGGAAAAAUAAAGAAUAUAUAGAAUAUUUAAAAAUGAUUAGCUUAAACGAUGCAAUUAUAAAAGAUGAAAAUGAUAAAACACAAAUCUCCGAAGAUAGCAGUUUCACUAAUACUUCAACCUUAACCAAUAAUAUGAUUUUAUUACCAACAUAUUUAGAAAAUAUAAGAAAUUCUAUAUAUAAUCAUCAAAAUAAAUCAAUAAUAGAAGUGAAAUCGAUGAUUCAGCAUGCAAUGAACGAUCAUAUUAAAGCUCCAUUGUUUAAAACUGGUAAAAUUAUUAGUGAGAUGCUUCCUUCUCCAUAUUAUGAAAAAUACUAUUCCAACAUGCAAUGUGAUUCUUCAAAUAAGCUAGACACUCCAUUGAUACAAGAUAUGGUAUUCAAGUUUUUUAAUAUAAAUAAAAAUCAGAUGUGUAGUAAUGUUUCAAAUAGUUAUAUUAACUAUUAUAAUAUAUUAAAAAUUCUUUUAAAAGGAAUAAAUUCCAUAAAAACUGAAAAAGAGGAAAUACAUAUAUUUCUUAAACAAUUAAUGAAUAAAACAAAAAAAAAAUAUUCAUAUACCUGCAGUAAAGAAUCAAGAGAUAUGCAACCAAGUACUGAAGAUAAAUGUGAUUAUUCUUUAUUACCUCUACAUAUAUAUAGUAAUUAUCAUGAAAUAUGUAAAGAAGUAUUAAAAUAUGCUAUUUGUAGCAAUGAUUUAGUAUUAACACUGAAAAUAGUAGAUACAUUCUUAACAAUGGCAGUAAAUGAAAAUUCUUUAAAAUUUUUAAUUCAUUUUUUAAAUACAGUAGCAGAAUACAUAAUUAUACCUUAUUUAAAACAUGAAAUGAAAACAUGCCAUAAAAGUGUCCAUGAAAGGUACUCCACUUGUAAUAAUGCUGAUACUAAAACUUACGAAACAAAAUUAAAAGUUGAAAGUAAAAGUAAUAAUAAUGAAUUUUGUAAAAAUAACACUAAUUUAAAGAAAUUAAUUUGUAAAAUUCCUUUGCAUGAAUAUGAAUCACUAAAACUCUUAGAAUUACUUUCUUUACAAUACCCGAUGUUUUUGAAAAUUCAUGAUAAACCCCAAAGAUGUUUAAAAGGUAUUCCUAACCCCUGUGAAUAUUAUAGUAAUAUACUUCCUACUUAUGGAUCUUAUAUAUUUCAAAUUGUUGUUUCUUUUGAGAUUGACAAUUCCAUAAAAGUAUUAGAUGAAUUGGGAUCCAAAUGUAAAAUAUUGUUUCAAUUAACUGAAGAUGGAAAUAAUGAGGAAGAUCACAUAAAAAAUAAUUCAAACAAAAGCAUCAAUAAAUAUAAAGAACAUAACUUUUUAGAAAUAGAUUUUCAACAAAAUUAUAUGUAUACCAAAUCUACCAAGUCAAAAAGUACAAUAAAUUCGAUGAGAGAAAAACAGGUUGAAAGAACAAGUUAUGAUAAAUCAGAUCAAAUAAAAAAAAUUAAAGAUAGCAAUGAAAACACAUAUAAAAAUAAUUUUAUAAGCAAUGAUGAGUUUAUGAUAAAUGAGAAAGUUAAAACAAAAAGCAAUGAAAAGAAUAAACUUAUAAAUGUAUAUGAUGUAACAAAUAUGAACACAAUUGUAUUUGAUAUAUUGAUUGAUCAAGGAUGUUUUAUUAAUGAAGGAAAUACAUAUGAUUUUCAAAACUAUCAUGGUAAAAUAGUAAUUUAUUCAAAUGGGAGACGUUUAUUAUCAACGAAUAUAAAAAAAAUGGGUUCCUCAUUCGAAAAACAUGCUUUAUCCAAUAAUAAUAUAAGACUAAAAGUAUUUACUUCUCGCAGUUGCAGUUUUGAAUUCCCAAAAGAGUGUAUUUGGUCUUCAGCAUUUGUUGAGGAUUUAGUAAGCAGAAAAUUAAUUCCAGAAAUAAACAAAAAUUUUCUCCUUAAAAAUCCUAUUAGUGUUAUAGAACUUUACAAUAAGGUAUCUACUUCAUUAAAUCGCUAUUUAUAUCGUUUCUGUGAUUGGAAAGACAAUGAUUAUAAAAAAAUAAUUGAAGGAGAGACAUUAUGCACAUUAUAUAAUAACAUAGAUAUUUAUACAUUUGAAGAACUAGUUAAAUAUACAGAAAACAAUAAUAAAAUUCUUAAAACGUUAUUUAAAUUAACAAAAAACUGUGUGAUAGAAAAAGAUAGUAUUAAUGCCAAUAGAGAGGCAAAUGAAUUUUGUGUAGAUCAAUUUAAUGAUUAUCUAAAAAAAUAUAGAGAAGGUAUAUAUGAAUGGAAUUUAAUAUCUGAUUCUCAAAACUGCGCAUUAAGUAUUUUGAAAUUAUAUUUAAAGAAUAAUUUGAAUAAGGAGAACAAUAGAAUAGAAAAUAAUGAAAAUUUUUAUUGUUUGUCAGAAAGAUUAAUAAAAUCCUUCUUAAAGAUAAUUAAACUAAAAAGCCCCUUCAUAAAUAGGGACGAUUUCUAUGUAAAUAAAAAUUAUGAAAUGGAGGAAUUAGAUUUAAACGGAUGCUUAUGGUUAUUAAGGAGAAAUGUGUUUCAAAUACUUCUACAGGCAGAUAAAAUAAUAAUAAGUAACAUAUUUAUGAGGGUAAGUAUUGAAACCAUUUUAAAUUUACUCAAAUUUUUUUCAGAUAAUAAUAGCUUGGAUUCGCAAAUGAUAUUGAAAUUAUUGAAAUCCAUGGAAAAUAAAGGAAUUUUAGAAAUAAUGAUGAAACGGAUGUUAAGUGCUCCAUCUGAAAAAUAUUCAGGUAGCUACAAAUAUGUCAAAGUAAGUUCAACUAAUAAUUACUUAAAUUCUCAAAACAUGAAUUCUAGUGUAUUUUCUUCUUCUUCUUCUUCUUCUAAUUCCAAUCUUUAUAACACUAGUUUUGAUAAUUUAAACGAUAUUAAUUUGAUCAAUAAAAAAGAUGAAAAAAGAAAGAAAAGAAAAUAUUAUGAAAAAAAUAAGCAUGAAAUUGAAAGAUAUGAAAAAAGAAAAAAAAAUAUUAAAUCUAGAAUUAUUGAUACCACACAUUUUGGUCUUUUUGUUGAAGAAUUAAUUAGCCUAAUAGAAUGCCAAACUAACAAUGCUAUUAAUGUACCAAUUGUACAGAACAAUGAAGAAGAUAAUUUUUUAAUAGAAAAUAAAACAUAUGAUAUUAUCCAUAAAUUAUGUACAUUUUAUGAAGAUGAAACAAAAAAUGAAGUUUACCCAUAUUAUGAUUAUUUUGACAUCUGUAUAAAAAUAAUAAAUGAUAUAAAACAAAAAAGUAGCAAUGUAAGCAAUGCAAGCGAAGUAGCAUCUAUUUUUUUACGAGGAAUUGUUUUAAUGCUUACCACAUACAUAUUAACAAUAGCAAGUGAAUAUGAAUCUCCUAAAACGUUUUUAUACCAGCCUGUUAUACCAUUUUAUAAUUUACACAAUGAAAUGUUAAACAUAAAAACUGAAAAAAAAGAGAAAAUUAAUAUACAAGUAGAAGAUUCAAAAUAUGAAAAAAAACAAAAGUUUGCGCAAGAUGGAUUUAAUAAAUCAUAUUCUUCAACAAAUCGAAUCUAUAAUACUUUGACAAAUGAUUUUGAAGAUGCAAGUAGUUGUAACAGUAGAUAUAGUAAUUGUAUAAAUAAAAAUGAGCAUUUAUUAAAGUUUAAUAAUUGUGAUAAAAAUGAAAAAUCAUGGAUUCCGUUGAUUUCUAGCCAUAUCCCAGGUUCAAUAGAUGAUUUGUCAUUUUAUUCUGAUGAUUCAGGUUCACAAUUAUAUAGGAAUAGAAAUAAGUUAUCACAUUGCAUUCAAAAUAGUCUAGAAAGUGCAAAUAAUUAUAUAGGAGAAAAUGAAAAUGAAAAAAAGCAAAACGAAUCAUAUAUUAGCAAAGCGAGUUCUACAGUUUUAUCUGAAUACAAUUUUAGCUCCGAUGAAACUGAAGAAUUUUAUUUUAGAAAACAUUUAUUUUAUUUUAACGAAUCAAAUAAAGAAUUGCCCAAUUUUAACAAUCAAUUAAAUGAAAUUAUAUAUAAACUUUCAAAAAAGAAAAAAUAUGAUAAAGAUAGCAAGAAACUUAAAUACUUAAAAAAAAAAAUGAGAAAAUAUAAAAAUGAUUCAAAAAAAUUAAACUUUAUUUUUUCUCUUUUGGAAGAAAUACUAAAAAUAAUGUUAGGAGUUGGUCUACGUGUUUUAUCUAAUAUUUCAUACCACUAUUUAUACGAAAAAAAUGGUAUGCACAAAUUUAUAUAUAUAUUUGGAUCAAAAGUAAUAAAAAAUGACGUAAAUGAAAAAAAUUCAUUUCUGCAAUUAUGUGAAAAUAUGAUAAAACCUAAAAGUUUGACAUUAUUACAAGCUUGUAAUUUUAUCAUAAGUGGAAUAAUUCCCUGUUUAGGAUAUGUUACAACUCUGUUUGUUCAUAAGAAAAGCAAAAAAUACUCCUAUAUAAAGGAAUUAAACAACUAUUUAUCUUUAAAAAUGGCUUUAAACAUUUGGCCAAUGUUUUUAAAAAUAACUUUGCAAAGUUUGCUAACAUCUAGACAUUUAUCCUCUGAAAUGUCUGUUCACAAAGAUAAUUUGCAUCCCAUAACAGAAUGUUGUAUAAGUAUCACUAGUUUAGCUACUCAUUUUUUAACAUUUUUUACUAUUAUGACUGAUAAUUUAAGCAAAUAUGAAAUAUACAUUAAUAUGAGAAAAAGUAUGAAAAUGCCCAUUUAUCAUCCAAUACCCCUGAUUUUAAUUAAUUCUGCAAAGUAUAUUCGCAUUUCAUCCAAAAAAAAUAAGUAUUAUGAUUUUGAAAAGGCAAUAAGAACCAUACUGUUGCAACUUACAGAUUGUUCUGUAUGUGAUUAUGAAAAUUACGUUUUUAAUCAUUACAUAGUUCCUCAAAGUAUUUCAAAUUUUUUAUCAGCAACAAAGGAAGCAAAUGACACAACUCUAAUUAAUGACCCCUUAUCUAAUAAAUUAACAACUAAAUUAAAUCAUGAUGAUAAUAUUAUAAAUAAAAGUAACUUACUGGAAAAUGAAUUUAUUAAAGCAUAUCAAUCAACAUAUGAAGAUGAAACUUCUAGAAACAUUUACAAAAAAGGAAAUUUGAAACAAAAAGAAGGAAGAAUUAAAUGUAAUAAAAAAAAUAUUGAAUUUUUAAAGGAUUUAAUGAACAACGAUAAAGAUGCUAUAAAAUAUUUAGGAUCAUUUUAUCGUGUAUUUCAUAAAAAUUUUGAAAGAGCUCAAAUAGCAUUUGUGGCUGUGUUUUUGCAUCUUAUAGGUUAUAAUCAUAACCCAAUAAGGGAUACUGAUGAAAAUUCUCCAAAUGUUGAUAACAUGGGAAAAAAAGAAAACAUAUCAGUAAAUGAAACCAUGGAACAUAAGAAAAUAAAUUUAGCCUGCAAUUUAGCUAGGCAGGGAGUUGUAGAUCUUAUAUCUAAAAGCCAGACUCAAUUUCAGAAAAGAAACCUAGAACAUAAAUUAUCCUCUAAAUCAAAAAUCAAUGAAAAAAAACAAAAUGAAAAAAGUUUAGAAUAUUUUGAAUCAGAUAAUAAAACAUUCGAUGAAAUGGAAACAAAAAUUCAUUCAAAUAAUGAUUUGAAAAGUUCAUUAAAUACAAGAAAAAAUUGCACAUUUUCUGACAAUAGUGGUAAGCAAAACGAUUUUCUUUUAGAUAAGAAUAAGAAACAGAAUAUCUUGUCUUACGAGCAUGAAAAAGAUGAGUUCAGUUCAUUCAAUUUAAGUAAGGAAGAAUUAAAUUAUUUAAAUGAUACAUUACCUAAUACAGAAAAAUGUAGUGAUAAAAGUAAUGAAUUUAUAACAAUGGACUUAAUAAAGAAAAAAAGAGAGAAACUAAUAGAUAAAAUAUUAAAAAAAUGUGAAUGGAUAAUAAAUACAUAUCCCUUUGGUUUAUGCUCCAUAGCUGUAAAGGCUAAUUUUUCUCAUGAAUGGGAUGAGCAUUUUGUAUUUAUGCGCAGAAAUUCCUAUGACAUACCUAUUACUGUUAGAAAAAUUUAUUCAGAUAGAAGCAAUUACCAGAUGAUUCAAGAAGCUGCAACAAUGCCAACAUUUGCUACUUGUUUAAAAGCAAAUGUCUCCUCUAUGAGUUAUUUGGACCAAUUAUUUGGUCACCAAAAAAAAAUUGAUGAAAAAUUGGAAUAUAUGCAAUUUAGUACAGAAAACAUUUUCGGUAAAGCAACAACGAAAAACUUGUACCUUUUAAAAAGAUUAUUAAAAACAUAUAAAAGAAAUGUAAAUAUAAAAGAACCAAAUAAUACAGAUAUUAAGUAUGAUAAACCUUUUUUUGAAAAUCAUAAACAAUUAAAUACAUAUUUAUGUAACAAUAAAAAUACAAACUUUUCAAAUAGUUGUCCUAGUUGUGAUAGUGGAAAUUAUUAUAAUGAUGAAUCGAAUUAUUAUAUGAAUUACAAUUUUUCUGAUAAGAACAAUGUUCAUUCUAAUAAUUCAUUAGCAUUAAAAUGCAAUAUCAGUUGUAAAAAUAACAUUAAAAAUAGUGGAGAAUUAUGGCUAAAUUCACGUACUAGAAAUUAUAUUUUUCAGCAAGAUAAGGGUGUACAAAUAGAAGAACUUAAUUCUAACAUUGAUAAUGAUAAAUAUGAUUGCUUCUUUCUUUCACUAAAAUCUCUUGAUGAAAAUGAUUAUAUAAUUAGGAAUGUGCAUAAUACUAAAUGGGAUAAUAGCACAAGUCAUAUUACAAAAUACACCCAUUCUGUAUUUGAUUACGAUGAAAAUUCAUAUGAUUUCAAUUUAUCCGAAAUUAAUAAUAAAAUAAAUGGAAUUAUUAAAUGCCAAAAAGAAUCAUCAGUGAAUAGACAAGAAUUUUUACAUGGAUAUCAAGAAGAAAUGAAAAAUAUACACUCUUCAAACAAAAAAAAAAGUCUUUCAUCGUUUGAUUAUUUCAAAAAUAAAUAUCAUCAUAUGAAUUCAAAAGAUAUAAUGAUAAGUAAUAUAUUUGAACAAAGUAUUGAUUCUAAAGACCUACUACAAUUAAAGGAGAUAUUAAAUUUUUUAAUUAAUGGUCCUGAUCUUGAAACAGUUCUAAAUGUUAUAAGAAUAGAACAGUUAACUUCUUUAUGUAGAUACUUAAUAAGUAGAAGUUUAAAAUCAAUGUUAUGUGCAGGAAUUUUUGGAGGAAUUAGAAAUCCAAUAGUAAAUGUAAGUAAUAAAAACUUUUUCUCUAAUAAGAGGCCACAAAAAGGAUAUAAUUCUAAUUCUGAUGAUGUCAGAAAAAAAAAAAAAAGUGAUUAUGAGAAAAAUACAUCCAUUAAUAAUCGAUAUAACGUAAAUGGGAAAAUCCAAAAUGAAUCACUUAUACCAAGUAGUAUUAAAAAAGAAAAUUACAUUUCCGUUAAAAAAAAUAAGUUCCUUGUUUUGUGUGAAAAUAAUAAAGCUAAUUUACUUCGAGAUCAAAGAAAAUAUAGGAAUCUUGAAUUAAAUCAAAAGUAUAAUAAAAAUGAUAAAAGAAAAAAAAGCAUUUUUGAACACUGGAGACAAAAAUCUACAAAAAGUAUGCAAUGGCCAGUUAUAUUAGAUUUGCUUGUUCCAUCUUCAAGUAGAGGAACAUUUAAUGAAUGCAACAGAAUUAUUUCUAAUGUUGAACCUUCCUUAUUUUCUGUACAGAAUUAUGGAUGGAUGCUUUUAAAAUUAUUGCAUAUUAUAAUUAUAAAGUUCCGAAAUGUAACACCUUUGAAAAAUAUAAUUAAUGAAAUGAACAAAAAUAAUAAAACUAGUAAUUGCAACAAUGAAAAUUUAAAAGAUCAGUUUUCAUAUUAUUAUUGGUUUACUCAACCAAUGGAAUAUGCUCUUUCCUUUACGUUAACUGAUAUUACAAAAAGUAUAUGUAUUUGGUACUUACGAUAUAAUCGUAAAAUGAUAGUAAAUUCUUCUAGUUUUUCUCAAUUUAUAAAAAACUCAAUGAAUACACUAUGGAUUGAAAGUGUUCUAAGGUUGAUAGCUUUACAGAUAUGUUUGAGGGUAAAACCUUUAAACGACAGUAGAUAUGUAGUACCAUUCUUAUAUCAUAUGCUCACAAUUUGCCAGCCACUGCUAAGAGAAGUACAUAUAAGUAGUGACUAUUUGAAACAUAAUUUGUUUGGAGGAAAUAAGAAAUUAUUUUUUACGGACAAAAACAAUUCCGUUUUCAAAGUAAAAUGCUCUUAUUGUCACAAAUCUAUAACAACACAAACUAAAGACAGAACCUCAAAAAUUUCUCAUGUCAGCAAAAAUUUUAAAAAUAUAAGAAAAGAGAAUUCUGUUGAAAUGUCUACAAAGAGAACUUGUAAAAAUGAAGUAACAAAUAAUUUGAUUGAUGUAAAAGGGUAUAUACAUUCGGAACACAUACAAAAAAAACAAAAAAAAAUUAAGCAAAAAAUUAUUAAAAUGAGAAAUUAUAAUUCAUCAGAAGAACAUGAAAAUGAAGUGAUACUUGACAAUGUAAUAACAGGAAUUGUUAUAUACCAUGCAAUUAUAGAAGAAAAUGUACCUAUAAAUAAAAUGAAGAUUGUACAAAAUUUAAAUGGUUUUAAAAUAAAAAAGGAAUAUUCAUAUGAAAACCAGUAUUGGGCUUUAUGUACUCAGCAAUAUAAGAAUUCAUCUUUAUAUACCUUACCUUUAAGAAAUAUCAAUAAAUCUAUAAAAUAUACUAACAAAAAUAGCUUCAUGGAUAUCAAUAAAUUUAAUUCGUGUUAUUGGUAUAUUAGUGGAGAUCCAGUUUAUAAUAUUUAUGGUAAUGCUAAAACUAUAUCAGACGUACAAUUAGAAAUAUGUACUAAUAAUGAUUACGAUAUAACUGCACGAUCUUUUCUUAAAAAAAGUAAUUAUGAAUUGGAGUUUUCAGUUAAUACAGAAUCAAAUGAUGUAAUGAAUAUUUGGGUAAAAAGAAAAUCAAUAAUUAUAAAUAAAGAAUUAAUAGAAUGCAGUGACCCCAACGCAAUUAGCUCUAUAGUAGAUUUACAAAAUAUGGAAAAAAAUAAGGAAAAUGAAAAAAUUUCAUUAAAGAGUAAAUUCAAUAAUUGUAGCAAAAAAAUAGAUAAAUUAAAUAAUAAUAAGAAUAAUAAAUUACAAAACAAUGAAAAUGAAGACCGAGAAUAUUUAUCAGAACAUUUUUGUGAAUGUAAAAAAUUUUCAACAGAUCAAGAUUUUUCUAAUGAUAACAAUGACUAUUCUUAUAAAAACACACGCUCCGAAAAAUGUAAAAAAGAUGAUAAUACAAAUUAUGAUCAAAAUGAUAAUUUAAAUUAUAAAAAACUAAAAUUAAUAAGUUGGAAUUUAAUUAAAACAGUACUUUGGGGGAUACUGGUUUCUGGAGAAAACAUGGAAAUUGAUAAUACCAAUCAAGUAGUAGCAGAAAGUACUACUAAAUAUAUUAAAAAGAAAAUUUGUAACAUUCCUGGUGAAUUAGAUGAAGAAUAUAAUUAUAAAAAUAAUUAUAAUGAUUAUAAAUCUCAAUUCCAUUCACUUCAACGAAAAAGUCUCAUAGAAUCAGUACUAAAAAUGAUUAUGUCAGUUUUAAUCAAAUUAUGCAAUAUUGUAAAAAUAUAUAAUGAUUUAACAAAAAAUCAAAAAGGCUCAUUCUAUAUUACUGUUAAUAAUACAAAAAUAAAUAAGCAGCAAAUACAAGAUUGUGAGAAAAUGAUAACCGAUUUUUUGUAUUCAUUAAUUAAUUGUGUUCAGAACUCGCCAACUGCUGCGGUUACACUUCUUAAAUGUUUCCUAUUUGGCCAAGAUAAUCCUACUUAUCGUUUUAAAAAAUUGAAUAAACUAAAUAUAAAUUGUGAUUUGUAUAAGUUAAUUACUGAAUGCAUAAAAAAGGCUCCUAAUGACUCUGAUGAAAUAACUGUUUUUUUUAAUAGAUAUUUUGAUAAUAAUAUAUUGAAUAAUUAUAAUAUUGAUCCAAAAAAUUACACUAUAAACCAAGAAAAAAGCAUGAAUUAUAUCGUGGAUAGUUCUUUAAAGAAUAAUAUUUACAAUAUGAAUUGCAACAAUGUUGAUGAGCCUUCAAAAGAAGGUAUUAAAUAUAAUAGUUCUAUCAAAAAUAAAGAAAAAGACAUAAGCAUAUCAAAUUUUUUUCUUAAAUACUACGAUUUUAAUAUGAGAAAAAAUUACAGCCAAAGUAAAUUGCAUGGUUUUUUUUUAUUAAAGUGCUUACCUCCAAUUAAAAUGUUUCCAAAGCAGUUAAUUGUUCAAGAAACAAAAAAAUUAUUUCAUAGAGAAAUGAAUUUUAUGAAUGAAAAUUAUGAAUCUAUAUUUCAUGAAAAUAAUGAUAAAAAAACAAUGAAUACUAUUGAAAUAUCUCAAAAUAAUAACUUACAAAUAAAUUCAAGCUCUAAGGAAACUAUUUCUCCUAAUGAUUAUCAAAUGAAUGGAAGUAUAAUCAAUAAUGAAAGAAAUUCUCAAUGUAAUAGUACAAAUAAUAUAUUAAGAUUAAUACCAAGAAUAUCAUAUAGAAAUCAUCCUUUUGAUGAAUUGCCUCAGUCCGAAUUUUUUAUGUCUAGUAGAUCAUCUGAUGAUUUUGAAGCUCAUAUGGAAGGAAGAGUUUUGAGAGUUUUACGUGGUUUAAAUUUAGGAGGAGUAGUUUUAUGUUUAGCACCUCUUACAUUUCCAGCCUUAAAUAUUGGACCAAAUGAAGUAAACGAUAUAAUUAAUUUUCGUAUACAAACGAGAGGACGUUUUGGUGUAACAGUUGCACCAGCUGAAUGUGUUUUAUCAAAUGUUUCUGAAGUAUUUGAUAGAAAUGAUGUUGUUGGAUUCCGCACUAAUAUGUGUCCUCCAUUUCGACAUGAUGUAUUUGCAGCAAAUGUACAAUAUGAACUAGGAGAUUUAUUAAGUGUAAAAUUUAAUGUAGAAGAUCAGCAAAAUCAAAAAUGCUUAAGGACAGAACUUAUGGUUUCAGGAGUUAGUAUUGGAUCAGUAUUAGAAGUUCUUUUUGAAGCAGAUUCUCAAAUUGAAUUUGAAAGAAGAAUGAAUUUGAUAUUUAUUUUUCAAGAUCCAUUGACUAUUGUGUAUGAAGGACCAACAUUUACAAUGGAAUAUGUAGAUCCAAGUACAAAAAAUUCAAAUAAUUCAAGAAUGGAUGAAAAAAAUGUAGAUGAAGAAUAUUUAAAUGAAUUUAAUCCAUUUUCUGGAUAUGAUAAAAAAAAUAUGAAGAAACAAUUAAAAAAAAUGAAGCUGAAAAAAAAAGAAUUCUAUGAAUCUGUAAAACUUUAUCAGUCAAUUCUUGAUUCAGACAAUGAAAUAUUAAAAGAUCUAAAACAUGAAGUUAUAAUAAGAAUGAAUUCCACUUUAACUAGCAUAGUUCCAUAUUUAAGGCAUAAUUCAUCACAUUAUUUAUUUUCUGAAAAUGAGUAUCCACGUGUUAUUGAUUUUAUACAAUCUAAAACACAAGAAUUUACAUCCCUAAAUAAUUUAUCACAUGAAGAAAAAAUGAAAAAUGGUAUAUAUAAUUGUUUUAGGAAGAUACUUUCUGGUAAAGAUAGCAAUGAAUUCAUAAAAGAAAAAGUACUUAAAUCAUCCUCUAGUGAUAAAAGUAAAAAUAAUAAAACAAAUGACUCUUUAAAAAAAAAAUAUAAUGAAAGUAUGAAUUUAUCUUAUGGGGAACAGGAAAAUUAUAAUAUCAAUAAUUUUAAAAAUAAGAAUAUAUUAGAUAGAAAUAAUAAUAGUAAUUAUGAUAAUAAAAAGGAAUCUAAUGAAUAUAACAUAGAAAACAGUAAAAUAACUCAAGAGAAAAGUGACAAUUCUUCAUGUUUAAAUCAGAAUUCUUCGUUAAAUAUAAAUAUAUACAACAAAUAUAAAGAUAAUCUAAAUUUAAAUAAAUUAAUAAGAGAAGUUUUAUCUAUAAUCUGUAUUUUAGGAUUAAAUAUAAAUGGAAAACCAAAAGAAAAAAAUAGGGAUCAGAAUUUUGACGAUACAAAAUCUUUUUAUAAUGAACUUCCAUGGCUAUCAAGCUUAUCAGAUUUAAAAAAUUCAGUAACAUAUGGUUUAGAUAGAAAAUGUAUCGAAUUAUUUUUUUGUAAUUUGGUUGAAAUUAUAUGUAGUAAGGUAAUUUUAAGUGCAAUUCUGAAUUUCAUUACUCAUAAGAUGCAUAAAAAUGAUUAUGAAGAUCAUAGUAGCAAAGAUAAAAAUAGCAGUAGUAGUUUAAAAACUAAUAAAAAAAAUAGAUAUAAAUAUAAAAAUCUAAAUACACUUGAAUCAAAAGAUAUUUCUGAUGUAGAAAGUAAUAUUUAUAAUCAAAAUAAUAUAUAUAAAAAAAAUACUAGUAAUAGCACAAAUACCUUAAAAACAAAUAGCGCAAAUGAUAAUGGAUGCUUGAAUAAUAGCGUUACAUCAGCUAAUGCAAACAGUAAUAAUUAUAAUUCAUUAAUGAAUUCUAUUUUUAUGGAAGAAAACGGAUCAUUAGAAGAAAAUGAAGUAAAUGAAACUUAUAAAAAUAAAGUGGAAAUUUCAUGUAAAGAAAGGGAAAUAGAGAAAAAUUUAGAUGAUAAAACCAUAGAUUUAAAAAAUAGUUCAUUUGGAGAGAGAAUGUAUAAAUAUUCCUUUUUUGAAUAUAGUUUAUGUCUAAUAGGAACAAAAGCAAUAAUGUGUUGCUGUAAUUUAUUGAGAACUUUAUUAGAUAUGAAUCGUGAUGGAAAUUAUGAACCUAAUGAGGCAGUUUAUAGAUCUUUUAAAAAAAUGCUAAACUUUAUUAGAAUUUUCUUUUUUGUCGAUAUAGGAAUUAGUGAUGUUUUAAUUAGGCAUUUCUCUGAAAAAAAUUUUAUGGAAAUUGAUUACUUAUUUAGCAGAAGCAAAAGUAAAGAUUCUCAAAAUAGUAAUAUAUCUCCAUUUAUAAACAGUUUUGAGAAUAAAACUCCACAAAAUACGAAGCUGUUUUCUAAUAACUCAAAGGAUGAUUCCAUUUAUAGUAAAGACACUAAUUUUUCACCUUUUUAUUCAUCAAAAGGAAAUAACUUUACUAAGGAAAAUACAAAAAAUGAAUACAUAAACAUAUUAGAAAUAGCAAACAUUUGUGGAAUCCCGUCUGAUUUUCUACAAUAUUUUAAUAUAUAUAUUCCAAAAAUUAAAAAUCAGCAGGUAAUAGCACAAAACGAUACAUUUGACUUAUGGAUUUACAUCAUGAAUCUUUUAAUUUGCUUUAAUAGCCAGCAUAAAUAUUCAUUAUGCUUUCCUUAUACUAAUAAUAAUUUUAACCCAAACUCCAUUAAAAAUACACUCUUUGAUUUUGAAUAUACUAAUUCAUACUUUUCCAGUAGAAUUGUACGUAAAACAGUUAAAAUAUAUGCUUCAUGGUUAUUAAAGAAAUAUUUAAUAGAUAUAAAUUGUGUUAUGGCAUUGUUAUUACCGAAACUGUUUAUGGAUGAAUUAAAGACAAGUCUAACAAGAAUAAGUAAAAAAAAAUCAAAGGAAGAAAUAAAUAAAAUUUAUAUUGAUAAUUGUGAUAAUAAAAAUGAUAAUUUAGAUUUAUGUAAUACUAUGAAAGUAAAUAUGAAUAAAAAGGAAAGAAAAGAAUGUUUUUUAAAGGAAUCAGAUAAAAAUUGUGAAACAUUAAAUAAUGCAGUGGAUAGAAUAUAUGAUUCCAUUAAUAAAAAAAAAGGAAGUGAAAAUGAUUUUCUUAAUUGCGAUUAUCGUAAUAUUGAAGAAAACAAGUCAUUGAAAGAUAAAAGUAAAGAAGAAAAUGAACAUGAAGUUCUUUGGAGUAAUGAUGAUUACACACAAAAUAAAGAGGAAAGCUUAAAUAUUAAAAUUAUACCUUGCAAAAAAAUUAAAAGAAAUAAAAAAUUACAUAACCUAGGUCUAUUAUUUAAUUUUGAAUCAAGGAAUAAAGAAGAAAUGUUAAAUAUAUUUAGCAUUAUGUAUUUGUUUCGUGUAUGUGUUUAUUAUCUUAGUAGGAGUAAAGAUUUCAGAAAAGAGGAUUACUGGCAAGGAUUUCAAGGGCAAUUAAGAAAUGCAAAAAUUAAAGAGAAUGUUUAUAAAUUACUCAAUGAAAAAAGUUCCAAUUCUUUGUUAUAUGGAUGGCAGAGAAUAUUCUAUCAAUGCAUUGUUACGUGGGAAGAUAAAGAUUUGGUAGAGCAACUAUUACUAAUAAUUCAAUCUGAAUUAUUAUAUCAUUUAAUGGGUUCAAUCGCUCAAACUAUGUCACCAAAAAGAGUUAAAGUAGAACAAUUUUAUGCUAUUUCACCUUCUGUUCAUGUUGCUCAUUGGAUGCUAGAUACUUUUGUUAGACACCCUUUAUGCCCAUCCAGAAUUAGAUCAUGCUGCAUUACUCCAAUAACAAUUACUUCUUUAUUUGGAUUAAUUAUGAAUGGAAAUAGACUUCCAAUAUUUUUAGGUAUAGAUGUAUGCAGAUUAGUUUACUGGUCUUCUAUAGUUUCUAUAUGGCAAAAUAGCAAUAUUCAUAAAAAAUAUAGGAAAUUAAAUAAAAUUGAUAUGUUAACUCAAUUUAAUAUUUGUACCGAAGUAAACACUGAUAAUGAUAACAUUAAUGAUACAUUAAAUAAUAAUUAUAUAAAAAAGAAAAAAGAAAAAUUUAAAAAUACAGAAGAAAAACUUAAAAGAGUAAAAUGCAAUUAUUACUCUUUUUUAAGUUAUAUAUUUCAGUGUGUUAAUAUGUGUGGAUCAUCAAUUUUUAAUCAAAUUAUAAAUUUAAAUAACGAAAAUAAUCAUAAAAAUAAUACUAGCAAAAAUAAAGCCAAUGAGAAUAAUAACAACAGUAUUAGAAAUAAUAAUGAUCAUGUUAACAAUAUUAUAGAUAAUUUGAACAACAAUAUUAAUGAUAUCUUAAACUGCAUACAGAAUUCAACUAAUAACAGGGUGUUAAACAAUAAUUUUAAUGGAAUCAGUAGUGUUAGUAAUGAAACUAUUUAUAAUUUAAACGCAGCCAAUAGAAGUAGCCCUAACAUUUCCUCAAACAAUAUUAACAAUAACAGUUUACAAGAAAAUACAGAAGCAGUUAAUACUUGUAAUGGUAAUAAUUCAACUGCCUCUAAUAGUUUAUACAUAAACCCAACAUGUGUAAAUGGAAAAAAUGAGAAAAAAACUUCAAAUAAUUAUUCCAAUUUUGAUAUACCUGAAAAUAAAGAACAAGGAAAAUAUGACUCUAUAAAAAUUAAUGCUGCUUUACUAAUUCAUUAUUUUGCUUGUGCCGCAUACUAUAUUAAAAGAGUUGAUAUAUAUAAUGAGAUGCAUUACUAUAAUGAAAAUAUACAUACGAAUUUUAAACAGUAUUGCUUAUAUUUGUAUGUUGUUGACCAUGUAUCAAAAAUAUAUUCUAAAUAUUCAAAAAAAAAUAAUAUAACAAAUUGUGUAAAAGAUAAUCAUGAGAAUGAAGAAUAUGAUUUUUCUGAUGUAAUUAAAAAAGAUCAAAAUUGCAAAUCAAAAACUACUUAUGAUUAUGUGAAUAAAGAAAAGACAACAAAUUGUUCAUUAAAUAACGAUGACUUUAAAAAAAACUCCUCGAAUAUAUGUGAUAAAAAUAAUUUGCUUGGAGAUUAUGAAAAUAUAGAAAAACAAUAUCGAAGAAAUGUCUUAGAUAAUCAUUAUGAAGGACAUUACCCAGAAAUGUUUGUUGAUCAUGUACUUCAUUUACCAAAAAAGGUUUCUGCAAAUGUUAUAAUUGAUAUUGAUGAAAAAAUACAUUACAUAUCUUCUUCUAAUUCAGAUUUUAUUAAAUUAAAAAUAAAAGAUAUAUUUCCUUUACCAAAAAAAAAGGAAGAUAUUUUUAUUCAGAAAUCAAAUUAUAUGGAAGGUAAUCAUAAAGAAAAUGAUAGUAGAGAUACAGUAGAAUGCAAUAAUAUUUCUCAAAAUGAUUAUAACAGCAUUGAAAAAAUUAAAAAUUUAAAUAAUACUGAAAAGGAGAUAAUUAAAAAGAUCUGCAGAAGAAAUUUUAAACGUCCUAAUAUAAUUUUUAGUGCAGAUAACGACUUCAAUUAUAUUUUACACGAAGUGAAAUUUAAUAGACCUCAAGAAUUUCUUUAUAUUGAAAAACAAUCCUUAGUUAAGGAUUUUGAUUUUGAUGAAAUAGAAAAAAUUAAUUUGGGUUCAUACAUUGAAUUAACUGAUAUAUAUAACUUAUCUUAUCCCUUUUUUUCAUUGGGAAGUUUUACAUUAUAUUCAGGAUCGUAUACUUCUUCGUUUACCCUAUCUCUAUCAUUGACUGAUAGCAAUAUAGAUAAAUUACAUGAACAUUUUAAUAUUUUACCUGAUAUAGAAAUUGGAGUAUUAAAUAUAAAAAGUUAUUCUGAAACAGAUGAUGAUAUAUAUGUAAAAAAUUAUGAUGAAAGGAAUAAUAAUGAAAUAGAAAAAUGUAACAAGGACAAUCUUCCACUUAAUAAACAAUAUUAUGAAAAGCAUAUUUCUUCUAAAGAUCACUAUAGAGAAAGAGAUAAUAUGAAUUAUAGCAAUAAAAUUUAUUCAAAAGUUAAUAGAAAAAUGGAUAAAACAUUAAAAUAUUCUUCUUGCUUAUCAAAAAAUAUGGAGAGAGAAGAUUAUAUUAGUAGAACAAAAAGAAACGAAUAUAAUUAUGAGUAUACUUUGAAAAAGAGUGCUUACAAUCUUCGUAAUAUAAAUAAACAUAGUAAGAAGCCUGUAGAAAUUUGUUUAAAUAAUAAAAAAAUUGAUAAGAUUAAAAAAUCUUUAAAAAAUUAUGAUAGUGAAGAUGGUGACAAUAACAAAAAUAGUAAAGAUGAUAUAUGCAAUAAUCUAUAUUCUGAAACAUUAUCUGAUAUUGGCCCUAUUAACCGAGAUAACUACUUUAUUCAUAGAAACAAAAUAAAUAAAAAAGUAAAUAUGAUUACUUUAAAUGUUCUAAAUGGUACAGUUAACUCUACAGGAUUAUUUUCUGAUAAUUCUAUUGAGAAAGUAAAUCUAUUAAUUUUGAAUAAAUUAACAGAUUCUGUAAAUAUUACAGUGAGAAUCAUUGGUAAACAAAUAAUAUGGUUUGUAAAUAACAUAUUAAUUUUACGUAAAGAAUUUGAUGCAGAAAUGAACGAAUUUCUGCCUUUAAUAAAAAUUUCUCCUAAAACAUCUCGAGAAGUAGAUGAAUUUAAUAAUUUUAAAAAUGCUUCUUUACACAUUAAAUUUAAUGAAAUGGCGCAAAAAACAUUUGUUACUCCUUUAUCAAAAUUUUACCUUAAAUUUGAAAAUAUUCAUAAAAUGAAAUAUAAAAAUGAUUAUAUAAAUACACAUGAAUAUUGGAACAAAAAUUUAUGGAAGCCUAAAUGCUUUGUAUUACCCGAUACUUCAACAACAAUAACAACAAUCAAAAAAGUAAUGCCUUUAAUAAUUCCACAAUCAAAUAAUGAAAUACUAAUAAAAUAUAAUAACCUUAAACAUGAGCAAACUGAUUGCAUAAGCAAUUUUUCUGACACUAUGUUUUUUACACCUAAUAUUCAAAUUAAAAGUAAACCAAUAGAUUUUACAUAUUAUAUGUAUUGUAAGCAUAUACAAGGAGAAAAAUGGAAAUUUUUAUCAUUUGAAAAUAUUAAUAAUAUACAAAAUAUAUCAAUUAAGAAUUAUUUUGGUUAUAUAAAUGUGUGCAAACAAUCAAAUAUGAGUAAGUUAGGUUUAAAUGGACUAAAUCAUUGUGAAAAGAAAUCCACAAAAACUAAUUUAAACAUUCAUAACAUAUCAAAUACACAUAAACCUUAUGCUAAAAUACUAGAAACAAAUUCAAAGAAAGAUAUACAAAAAGAGAAUUUGAAUAAAAUAAUUAAGGGUGACAUAAGUUUUCAGAAACAUCUAAAUAGAAUAAAUAAAAAUAAAGAUAUUAGCAUAAACACUAAAAGCAAUCUAGACCUUAUAAAUAAUUUAUUUUUAAAAAAUGAAAACAAAUGUAAUGAAAAAAAUAACAAUUUAACUAGUAAUAUAUGUUCAAAAGCAAAUUACUAUGAAUUAGCUGAUAAAAAUAGAACUCAUUACACAUCUUAUUAUCAAGAAUUUAUCCCAGAAGGUAAUACAAAAGAUUAUAUCCAUAGUAAUUAUAUUAAUGAUUACAUUACCACAAACAAUGAAAAUAAUUUACAUAUAAAAUAUAAAUUUAGUAAUUUUCCUAAAAUUAAAAGGGAUUCUUCUCAUAACAUAAAGUAUAGCUCAAUACAAGAAAUUGACUCCUCACAAUACAAUACAGAAACUAUAUAUGAUAAGAAAAAACAAAAGCAAAAUUUUAUUGAUAUAAAUCAUAAAAAGAAAUAUAUAAGUAAUAAAGACAGUUUUAAAAAAAAUCUAAUAAGUGAUAACAAUUAUACAUUUAUAAGCAAGUUCCAUAAUACAAAUCAUACGAAUAAGGUAUGCAUGAAUAAGAGUCUAUCAAAAAAAUAUAGAUACAAUGAAGUUGAUAAAAUCACAGAUAAUUAUAAUUUUAAUGAUUAUAAUGAUUGCUCAAGUAACUGUUGUAUGUAUUAUAUAGGUUGUAAAGAAUUUAAGUCAUGCAUAAAUUCAUAUGAUUCUAUUUUCCCCGCAGAACCUUUUAUUUUUAAUUGCACCGUUCAUUUUAAUGAAUAUAAUGAUCACAAUUGUGACAACAAAUAUAAAAAUUCUGUUGGUAUCAUAUGGGGCAUUUAUCGUUGGCUAUGGACAAGUAGCGGAAAUUUCAUUUGCCCAUUAAGACUUCCUUUAUGUGUUUCAGAACUUCCAUCUGAUAAAAUAGAAGAAUGCGAAAUAAAUGUUGUUGGCUUUAAAUCUAAUGAUAAUUUAUGCAUAGAAUUUCAACCCUUGUAUCAAAGUUUAUUUUUUUAUAAGAAUGGAAAUUAUGAAUUUGGAUUUAAAUUUGAUACUUUUUAUAAUUAUAGGAAUAAAAUAAAUAAAUCAUUAAAUGAAAAUAAUCAGGAAACAAAAAUAGCAGAAAUAAGGAAUGCAUCAAAAAUAUCAUGUUCUAGUGACAUGAGCAAUAUAAAUCUUAAUGAUUUGAGCAUUAAGACAAAUGUAGAAAGGAGAUAUAGAAGUACCAUAAACAGUAAAAAUAUUAUACAAAAAGAUGUAUUAAAAAUUCAAACUGAAACGGAUAAAAAUGAUAAUAAUAAUAAUAAUAUUAAUAUCAAUAAUUCACAUAUAUACUUAAAUAACUCUUUCAAUUCACUUUGUAAUUUUAAAGUAAAUAAUUCAAAUACAUAUUUUACUUCUAACGAACAAAAAAUCAAUAAGAGAAUUAAUGGAACCAACAAUAUAAAAACAAAAGAAAAAAUAUUAAAUAAGGAUUUAAAUAAUUAUUCUGAUAAUAUAAUAGAAGAAAAUCAAAAUGGAACUGUAGUAAGAGUAAAAAAUCAUGUUAAUAUGAUCAAAUUGUAUAACUCCUUAUUAUUAAAUGAUUGUACAAGUGUUACUUCUGUUUUGAUUAAUAAUCCAGAUUUAUUAUCAAAAUCAAGUGAAGAUCAAUCAGAAAUAUCAUUUGAACGUUACGAAAUAAACAAAGAAAAAUUUCCUUAUGAACUUAUUACAUCCAUGAAAAAUAUUAAAUACGACAAACAUUUAACACCAUUAAUGUUAGCUUGUAAAAUAGGGUGUGAAGAGUGUGUACAAAAUAUUAUAGAGUUAGGUAAAGUAAACCCUAAUAAUUAUUGUUAUAAAAUGGAAAAAGAGACUCCUCUAAUGGUUGCAGCCGAAUAUGGAUAUAGUAGAAUUGUGUGCAUGCUAGUCUGUAUGUAUGGUGUAGAGAUAAAUAAAAAAGAUUCUAAAGGAAACACUGCUUUGCAUAACGUUUUAUUGAAUUCUUGUAAUAAUGAAGGGAAAAAAAAUUCCAUUUUUAAAAUUGUUCAAUUGUUAUUAAAGUUGGGUGCUGAUAUAACCAUUAAAAACAAAAAAGGUAUAUCAGUAGAAGAAUUAGCACAAACAAAUUCUAUAAAAGAUAAAAAAGUUGAAAAUUUUUUAAAAAUGUGGACAAGAUUAUCUUUAAAAAGUAAAAAAGAAGAUAAAAUAAGCUACAUCAAUAAGGACAUUAUACCUGGUUUGCUGUCUAAUUGUUCUAUAGUUGUGGGAUUUCCAUUAUAUUCAACAAAUAAUUUAAAUAGUGUUUCAUCGAUUAAAAUUAACUCUUUUGUUGUAGGAGGUGAAGAGUUAGCUUGUCUAAAAAAUUGUACAAAAAUUAAAAAUUAUAACAAUUGGAAUAUAAGAAGAAAAGAAGAGGAGUAUUACAGCCUCGAUAAUUCUCCUAGUUCUUCAAUUUCAGAGUUCUACAACUUAGAGAAAAAAGUCAAAGAAGAUAGUGAAAAAUAUGAUGCUUCAAAAUGUAGUGAAUUUCAAGAUGAUUUUUCAUAUUUGCAGGAGAGAAACGGAAUAAGUAAAAAUUGCAUUCAAGAAAAAAAUUCAUUUCAUUUAAAUACAUAUACAGAAUAUAAAAAAAAAUAUGAAACAAAAAAUGGAGACGAUAUAGAAUUUAUGGAUAAGAAAAAUCAAGAAGAUUAUACUAAAGAAAGGGAUAAUAUGUUAUUUGAUUCAAAAGAUUAUAUGAAUUCAUUAUUUGAAAAACAUAAUAAUUCUUUAUAUUUAAGAAAAUAUAGUAAAACAGACAAUAUUAAUAAUAUUGACAAUUCCAAAAUUUCAAAUGAUGUUUUAUCUAUGCAAAAGGAAUAUUCCAAUGAUACAAAUAUUUAUGGAAAUGAGAAAUGUGCAUAUAAAUGGAAAAAUAAAAAUGAAAUGAAUUAUAAUUUACUCAGCUGCAAGGGAAAUAACUAUUAUAAUAAUAUAGGAAUAGAAAAAAAAGAAGAUAAGAAUAAUAUACAAAACCGAAUGAACUCUAAUAGUAUUAAAUAUGGUACAACAACAAAAAAAAAAAAUAAAUGUGCAAAUAACAUAUUAAAUUAUAUAAUCGUUCAUAAAUAUUCUAAUAAAGGGCAUAUGUACUCUCAUAAUAACUUUAUAGAUGAAAAGAAUCACAGAAAUCUAUUUUUAGAAAAGGAAACUAAAAAUAAGGAAAGGAAAAAUAAUAAAGAUAAUGCAUAUAUAAAAAAAGAAAUUAAAAAAAGUUUUGUAUUUUCUAAAUUAAGAAAUAAUAGAUUUAAUUAUCAAGAUUUAAAAUUCUACCUAACAGAAUUUAUUAAUAAAUCAGGUGUAUUUUCUGAUGUUUUAAAAAAUAACUAUUUAGAUUCAAAAGAUGUUCCUAAAAUUGAUGAACUAAAAAAUAUACUACUGAAAGUUAAAAAUGAAUUGGAAAUAAUUAAAGGAUUCAAAAUAUUUUUAGAAUUAUUUAAUUUUCUGUAUGUGGAUGAAAGAUUAAAAUAUUUCUUAAAUAUUGAUUUAGAAAAAAAUUUAGAAAGUUCUUAUAGUUUAAUUGAUCUAGGUUAUAUUCUUCUAAAAAUUGAUAGUUUUUGUAAUAUUUUUAAUAGUUUCAAAUUAAAAUGGAAAGAUAAUGCACAUAAUGAAUGGAAAAAAAAAUUAUUAAAAGGAAUUGGGAUAUACAAUGAGUUUUAUAAUGUUAAAUGGAUAACGGAUUCUUAUACCAUUUUUAAGUACGAAGACGAAAUUUUAGAAUCCGCUUCAUUUAUAGAUAAAAUAUUACAAAAUGGUAACAAUUUGAUAUUUUAUAAUAGUAUAAUGAAUAUAAUAGAAGAUAAAAAUGAACUUUUAAAAAAUGCUUUGUAUGAUUCGCAAAUAUUUAAUGAUAUACUUAAAAGUAUAGACAUCGGAAAUUUAAAUAAGGAAACUGUUUUAUAUGAUUUUUGUUCUAAUAAAAAUAUUUUAAAAAAAAUUUUCUAUCCAGAAAAUAACAAGCGAAAUAUUAAUGAUAAUGACGCAAAUGGGAAUAAUGAGAAAGAUAAAAAUUGCCUAAAUGAUUAUUUUAUAAAUAAAAAAGCAAAAGGAAAUAAAGAAUUAUACUCUUCAUAUCAUGAUGAUGAAACAAAUAAAGGCAUAGAAAAAGAGACUAGAAGAGAUUAUUCAUUUGAUAAGUCUAUAUAUAAAAUUGGUUCAAAGCAAUAUAUUCCGAUGUUUAAAAAAUAUGUGGAAUUAUAUAAGGAUAUAAAUGAUAAUAAUAAUAUAAAUAAUAUUAAUGAUAUUGUAGAAGGUAAAGGUAGUGAUCAUAGUAUCAUAGAUGAUAAUACUGUAAGUAUUAAUAAAACCCCCAAUACUGAUAAAAAAAAAAGUGAAAAUUAUUACAUAUUACGAAAUAAAAUAUCAAAUUAUUAUUCAAGUAAUAAUAAAAAUGAAUUCUUAAAUAUUAAUGAAAAUAAUGACAUAGAAGAUAAAAAAAUAAAUCCAAGUUCUACACUAUCUAUAAAAUUAGGGGAUCUUAUAGAUAGUAACUCAAAACUUAAUGAAGACAUAAAUGAAAUUUUCAAUUAUGGAAAAUUCAGGAAUAUUCAUAAGAUGUUCCAAACAAAGUAUGGACGAGAUAAUAAUACAAAUAAUGAUUCUCCAUUUGAAUCUUCAAGUGUUUUACUAAAUAAUAAAAACAAAAAAUAUAUAGAUAAGUUUACAAGUAAAGAAAAUAAUAAUUUAAUUAAUUAUAACAAUAAACAUGGUGAUAUUAAUAAUUAUAAUCAUGAAAAUAUCCUUUUCAAUAACAAAAAUAGGUAUAAAAAUGGUAAAGAACAAAAUAACCUGAAUAAUAUUCCUAAUAAAUCAAGUUUAUAUCCUUUUAAUUACUCCAAUAAUAUAACUUUAAAAAGCCCUUUAGAUGAAAGUGUUUAUACUGAAAGUUCAAGUGAUAAAUAUGAAAGUGAAGAAAGUGAUUUUGAUUUAAUGUGUGAAAUGGUUUUUACAUCAAAACCAUGUGAAAACGAAAUAAUAAGAGAGAAAUGUAAUAAGAUAUGGCCACACACAAUAGAUACAUAUAUACUUCAUAUAUAUGAUUUAAUAAGUAGUUAUAUGGAUUCCCCUGAAAAAGUAAGUUUAUUUAUUUAUCAUGCAUUUGAUAUUGAAAAAAUAAAAAAAAAAUUACCUAGCAAAACGUCACAAUUAUGGAAAAGAAUAAACAUGUCUUUAGAUGAAUUUAUUGAAGAAAUAAAAAAAGUUCAUAAUUUUACAAUGAGGAUUAUAUAUCAAAGUAAUUAUAAAAGAUAUCGUAUGUUGCCACCAAAUUUUAAAAAAUAUUUUGUUCUUUCUGAAGAAUCCUUAAAAAAUGUUACAAAAAAUAAAAUAGUUAUGAGCAUAGAAUAUUACAAAAAUCAUAUUCAUGAGCAAAAUAAAAAUUUGUUUUUAAAAAUUAUACAAGAUCGUAUAACAUUAUUAAAUAAAUUUAAUUGCUACUUUGAAUCUUGCUUUCCAAUAACAGGAAUAUUAUUCAAUAAACCUGAAAUUGAUUUAGAAGAACAAGGAUUGAGGACUCUAGAAUGCCCCCUAUGUUUUUUUAUGAGUAAUGAUAAAUAUUUUCCUUGGGAUAUAAAAAAAAAUAAAAACGACUUUAAGUAUAGUAGCAGUUAUAUAUCUCAAGUAAAAGAUGAAUCAUAUAGUAAUAUAAUUAAAAAUACAUCUAUGUUAAGCGCAAAUAAUAAUUAUAUGAACGUAUAUAUAAAUGAAAAUUAUAAUUAUUCUACUAGAUCCCAUAAUUUGAAUGAUUUAAAAGAAAAUAAUAACAAUAUAAUCAUAGAAAAUUCUCAAAAUACAAAAAAGAAAUGGAAUAAUUUAGGAGAUAUAGAUUAUGAAAAAAAUAAUAACGGUGAUUCUUCAAAAAAAAGAAGCAGAUAUAAUAUUCUUGAAGAUAAAAGAGAAUCGUUAUCUAAAAAUAAUGUGUCAUAUAAAAAUGAUUCCAGUAGUUAUAUUAAUUGCUCUAAUAAAGACAACUCACAUUCUAAUUAUAUGGAAAAAAAAUUAUUUUUCGAUAAUUCAGAAAAUUUACAUAAAUUAAAUGAAAUAAUUCAUUUAUAUAGCGAUGAUAAUGAAAAAGAAAAUUCAAAUGAAACAGUAAUAGAUUGUUUUAAGUAUUGUAAGAAUACCUAUUCCUCUAGUAAAAUGGUAUUAGCAAUGGGGUCAUCUGAUUUGCCUGUACAAUUAUCUUCAUACUUAUUUAUUAAAAAACUCCUUAAGCAUGAUACUAUAUUAAAGUUAUGGAAAGAAUGCUUGAAAUAUAUUACUGUAUCUAAUUCAGAAAAAUCUAAUUUAACAUUAAGGAUAGAUAGAGGUAUGGCUGCGACAGCAAAAAAUAUUGCUCAUACUAUGUGGUAUCAAAGCACUUUUUCAUUAUUAAAUAUAGAUACUCAUAAACUUAGAGGAAAACCAAGAGAUAGACCCUUUAUGGUUGUAUUUAUAGGAGAAGGGGCAACCGAUUUUGGUGGACCUUUUCAUGAAUAUCUUUCAUCAAUUUCAAGAGAAGUUAUGGGAAAGUUAUCAGAUUCUCCGGAUAAGAGUUUGCCUGUUUUUCCUUUGUGUAUCCCUUCCCCAAAUUAUACACAAGCUAUAGGAGUACAUCAAGAUACAGUAAUAAUUAAUCCCAAAAGUACCCCAUACAUAAUAAAAGAAUCAGAUUACGUUGGUGAAAUAGAUUUCAUUGAUAAUUUGGAGAAUUAUAGAUGGCAAAUAUUAUAUAUAUAUAAUUCUAUUAAAGAUAUAAAAAAGAAAUUACAAAGAUCUCAUAAACAAAUAUAUUCAAUGUUUAAAAAUAUCCAAGAAGCUAAUUUUUCAGAGGAAGAUAUAAAAAAAAACAGAGAAGAAAUUUAUACACGAAAUUGUGGAGACAAAGUUCAAACAGGAAAUUUUUCUAAUUUUAAUAAUACAAUAAAUAAUAAUAAUAACAAUUACAAUCAAAAUUCGAAUAUAAAUAAUGAUGAUAUAAUUGCAAAUAACGAUUUUCCUAAUGAUGAAACUAAUAAUAACGAGCAUAUACACGAUAACAAUUUAAGAAAGAAUUAUGAUAAUAGUAAUAUGAAUAACGAUAUGAAUGAUGUAUUAUUAAAUGGAAAAUUUCCUCCAAAAAAAGAUGAUAAAAAUAUAAUUAGCAAUAAUAUGGAUAAGGAUAAAGCAUAUCUUUUUAGUAGCAAAAAGUCAGUUACCUUUGAAAAGCUGGAAGAAAAUAAUAAAACACCUUUCCAUAUUGAUAAUCAAUACAACAAUUAUUUCUAUGAUAAUUCCAUGUACGACGAUGAUGUCCUUGAAAUUAUAAACAAUGCUUCCUUGAAAUCAAGAAAAGCUUUUCUCGAUAAAAUAUUAAAAAAAAAAAAAAAGGAAAAUAAUGAUACAUUACAAAGAGAAAGUAAAAAUGAAAAUGAAAAUAUGGGAAAUAAUUUAAAAGGUAAUAAUAAAAAAUCGAAGGAUUCAAAUAAAAACAACUUAAAUAAUAUAGAAUAUGAUGAAAAAACUAUGAAAGCAAUGGAAUUAGCUAUGUAUGAAUCCUUAGGUAGAGUUAUGGGAAUGUGUGUUUGUAUAGCAUCAACAUUAAAUAUAUGUUUUAACCCUAUAAUUUGGAAGAAAAUUUGUGGGAUACCUUUAGAAUUACAAGAUUUAUGUGAUUAUGAUUUUGUUGCUGUUGAAAUGUUGAAAACUUUAAAAAUGUUAAACUCUGAAAAGACGAAUGGAUGGAAUAUAGAACUAAAACAGUCCUUAGGAGACAUGACUUUUUUAACAGAAGAUUCUGGGGGUAAUUCUAUUGAACUAAUAAGAAAUGGAAUUAAUAUACCGAUAAAUUUUGAUAAUUUAGAGCUUUUUAUUCGAUUAAUGACUAGAUGCAAAAUGAAUGAAUCAUCUAAAGGGAUAAGACAUUUACUAAAAGGAUUUAGUUCUGUUAUACCAUUAGGUAGAAUAAGAUUAUUAUAUGAGUUUAAGGAAGUAGAACAUAUGGUUUGUGGUGAAAGAGAAAUUGACUUAGAAGUAUUAAAAGCACACACAUGGUCAAAUGAUUUAAGAAUAAAAGAUAAACUUUUUACAGUACUUGAAGAGUUUACAAACGAACAAUUACAAUCAUUUCUUAGGUUUGUUUCAGGUCGCUCAAGAUUGCCUACAACAAAAAAUGAUUGGUAUAUGAUUAUAGACGUGGAAACUGUUAAUCAUAAUAUUAAUCAAAUAGAUCAAAGAUUACCUACAGCCGUUACUUGCGGUUUUCGUUUGUUAUUACCUCAAUAUUCUUCUUUAGAAAUUUUAAAAGAAAGACUGUUGUAUGCAAUUAAAAAUUGUACUGCUAUUGAUUUAGAUGCAUAUGUAGUCCAUGAUCAAAUGCAAUUAAUGUAUGGAGAAUAA
Molecule: messenger RNA, 26670 nt
Organism: Plasmodium relictum
Lineage: Eukaryota; Apicomplexa; Aconoidasida; Haemosporida; Plasmodiidae
Product: HECT-domain (ubiquitin-transferase), putative
Exons: 1
Coding region: 1-26670 (8889 amino acids)
Molecular function (GO): ubiquitin-protein transferase activity; protein binding
Source: RefSeq, a predicted model, not a curated record